AUGGAAGUAUGCGAGACAAGAAGUUACCCCUAUCGGAGGUCAGGACGGAUUAAUGGUCGUGAGGUUGAUGUCCUCCUCGAUACGGGGUCGCAUUACAAUUUAGUAAAGGUGAGCGUCGCCAUAUGUUGCGGACUUCUGAUCGAACCGUUAGAUAAACCGUUGUUUGGACUCGGCAGCGUCACUGUGCCGUCCGUACGUGCUGUUGGUGUCGCGCGAGCCGAAAUUGCCAUCGAUAACGUUUUUCCCGGACGAGUCGCGUUGUUGGUGGUACCCUAUACAGUGCAACAACCGGACGUUAUUGUGGGGCGUGAGUGGCUAGACUCGCCGUCAGUGGCGUACCGGAAGAUCGGCCGUGAGCUACAUCUGUCCAAAGCCGAAACGUGUUUGGGUGAGACCGAGCCUACGGUGAUGACUGUCGGUUGUGAGGCCGACUACAUUAACGCUGUGGAGGUGCGUGGGGUUCCGGAACGCGACGCGUUGGUACUGAGUGAUUUCGCCUACGUUAAGCCUGACAUAGACGAACGGGAGCGCGACGAUCUAUUAAAAAUUGUGAAUGAAUACCGUGAAUGUUUUGCGAAGGGACUCAGUGAGCUUGGAUGCACUCCAUUGUUGAAUGUCGACAUCAACGAAGUACCAGGAAGUUUCCCCGUUGUUUGCCGUCCGACCGAGAGGAAAUUGCGAAAAUAG
Molecule: messenger RNA, 687 nt
Organism: Diuraphis noxia (Russian wheat aphid)
Lineage: Eukaryota; Metazoa; Arthropoda; Insecta; Hemiptera; Aphididae
Source: RefSeq, a predicted model, not a curated record